This is a messenger RNA of Peromyscus maniculatus bairdii (prairie deer mouse), 661 nucleotides long. Its product is annotated as interferon-induced transmembrane protein 3. Gene Ontology annotation, biological process: response to interferon-beta; response to type II interferon; negative regulation of viral genome replication. The record is from RefSeq and is a predicted model, not a curated record. Lineage: Eukaryota; Metazoa; Chordata; Mammalia; Rodentia; Cricetidae. Gene Ontology annotation, cellular component: plasma membrane.
AAUUCAGGAAAAGGAAACUUCUGAGAAACCGAAACUGCUGGAGAAAGGGCGGACCCACAGGGCACUUCAUCCUCUAUCCCUCACUGCUGGUUUUGCUCCGCACCAUGAACCACACUUCUCAAGCCUUCAUGACUGCCGCCAAUGGGGGACAUCCCCCAAACUACGAAAGAAUCAAGGAAGAAUAUGAGGUGGCCGAGCUGGGAGCACCCCAUGGUUCGACUUCUGUCAGAACCACCGUGAUCAACAUGCCCAGAGAGGUUGCUGUGCCUGACCAUGUGGUCUGGUCCCUCUUCAACACACUCUUCUUGAACUUCUGCUGCCUGGGUUUCAUUGCCUAUGCCUACUCUGUGAAGUCUAGGGACAGGAAGAUGGUGGGCGACGUGACUGGAGCCCAGGCCUACGCCUCCACUGCCAAGUGCCUCAACAUCAGCGCCCUGGUCCUCAGCAUCCUCACGGUUGUUAUUACCAUCGUGGCUGUCCUCUGCAUUUUUUUCUCUGCUAGUCGUCUUUACACUUAACAGAGGACUCUGGCCUUUGGUCCUGACAUUUACCCCACCAUCCAUAACUACCUUCCUCCUGGCUCUUUACUCCUCUUUAUAUACAGAUGUAACCCUCACACACAUGUCCAUAGUGGGUUCAAUAAAGUGCACAUGGUAACCAC